CAAUGUAUACCGUGCCACUUAUAAACAGGUGCUGCGUUAACGGUAGCCCUACAAAGGGCAUACUAUAACUAAGUUGCGCUAACCUUAUUGUAGUUACUCUUGUGUAACUAUUUGACCCACUUCUGGGAUACACGUAAUGACGGUCAUUGCCCUGUCGCCGUGCAUUCGAUUGUGCAUCUACAUCACCUUUUCGCGACACAUCUCCUAUACUCAGCUUACAAUCUAUUAACUACAUAAUAAGACCACCUUUCUCUUCGUGCAUUCGUCGGAAGUCUCUGUGAGAGUUCCUACAAGUUUUACUAUCCCACCCCUAAAAUACUAGCUGCUUCUGCGGCUCUGACCUGCAAAUCAGGGCCGCCGGAUUUACCUUUAAUCAUCCACCUAUCACCAAGAGCUGCGAUAGCUCCUGGCCAAGUUCCCUAUCAAAAUGACUGCAUGGAAUAUAUUUCGAAUACUGGGAGACUGCUCCCAUCUGCUCUCGAAAUGUAUCCUGAUCUUCGCCAUCCAUCGAAACCGGAGCGCUGAAGGUGUCUCUAUGAUCACUCAAGCCUUCUAUGCUGUCGUCUUCUGCACGAGAUACACAGAUUUCUUCCGCGAGACGUCUAACUGGAACUACUUCUUCAAGCUCUUCUACAUCCUGUCCUCCUUCUAUAUCCUCAUUAUCAUGCGAUGGCUGUUCCCUCGGACCAGGGAGCGCGAGAUAUCCUGGAAGUUGGGCGCUGUGGUUCUAAUGGGAUCGCUGUUCAUAUCGCCCUUCGUCAUGCUGAUCUUUGAGAAGCGCUGGGGCUUCUUCACGUGGAUGUACGACUUCUCUCUCAUCCUCGAGUCCAUCUGUGUCCUCCCCCAACUACUCCUUCUGCGCCAGACCAACGUCCCGACCGUCAUUGACUCCUUCUACCUAUUAACAUUGGGCUCAUACCGUGGCCUAUACAUCCUCAACUGGAUCUGGCGAGAACUCGACGUCAACGACCGCAAGCCGAACGCCGUGUCCGUCAUCUUCGGUAUUAUCCAGACGGCCUUAUACGUCGAUUUCUUCUGGGUAUACUACACGCGCCAGCGCGUCAAGCUCCGGGCUGGCGGUAUCGUCGACUCGGACGACAUCCGUCGCGGCUGGCUCCUCGGCCGCAUCUUUGGCAACAAGCGCUUCCAGGCUGCCGAGACGGACGACGAGGAGAGCGCCCCUGCCCUUGGCCGCAAUGGCAACGGCCAGCAGCGCAGGUCCAAGUGGGGUUCUAGGGGUAUCUCGAUCAGCGCUGAUGAGGGCAUCCGCGAGCACGAGCAAGAGGAAGAGCAACAGAACCAUAGCGAUGACGACUUCAACGACGCAGCUGUGGACCCAGAUGCGAGGAUGAAGGAUCCCGACGAGCUUGCUAGAGUUCUUGAUGACGAUGACGAUGACGAUGACGAGGGAUUGCCAGAGCCGGCAUCAUCGCACUCGGAGCCGAGUAAGAAUACAAAUGGUGUUAGCAAUGGAAGUGAAUGGCGGGAGCACUAAGCCGAAGAGUCUUCAGAGGCACUUAUACCUUGAAUGACUACGGGGAAGAUGAGAGGGAAUACGGCCAAAUCGAGCAGACAAGUUCGAUAUCCGCGUUUUAAGAGAGGCUCAAUAGGGGAUGUGUUGCCUAAUUGUACUUUUUACAUAAUGGGGUCACGGACGAGGCGUACGCGCAAAGGGAGUUAGGCUUUUAUUCACGUUAGGAAAUGAUUUGAAAGGGUAUUUGUCCGAAGAUGCUGGUUCACAACCCUUUGAUUUCCUCAGUUUGUGCAAUUCCAGACCCUAUUGGAAAGGCAAGGGACGAGUUGUGUGCGGUUUAGUCAUCUCAGCCAGGUCAGGUCAGGCUAGGCCAGUUAGAUAUACAUGCAACCAUUAUAUAUCCCAUGGCGAGCAGAAGUAGGGUAUCGACUACUUUGAUGAAGUUGUUCUAAGGAGUAAUUACGUGAUUGGAUGGUGUGUCUGUAUUGCUUUUUUCUAGCUUGGUUCUGACUGAAUUCCCGAUAUCAGGACAGACAGACCUAAGGGCAGUUGGUUUUACAAGAGGAUUAGAAGCACGAGUCAGGACAUCUAGCAUAGCACC
Daldinia loculata is the source of this 2075-nucleotide messenger RNA. Its product is annotated as ER lumen protein retaining receptor-domain-containing protein. Gene Ontology annotation, biological process: endoplasmic reticulum to Golgi vesicle-mediated transport; protein retention in ER lumen. NCBI's taxonomy places the organism in Eukaryota, Fungi, Ascomycota, Sordariomycetes, Xylariales, Hypoxylaceae. The record is from RefSeq and is a predicted model, not a curated record. The coding region runs from base 428 to 1495 and encodes 355 amino acids. Gene Ontology annotation, cellular component: cis-Golgi network; endoplasmic reticulum; membrane. The transcript has 4 exons. Gene Ontology annotation, molecular function: ER lumen protein retrieval receptor activity.